AUGAUCAUCGCAACGGUGAAAAAACUAGCGACUAAUAGAAAUUGGACCGUUUGCUGUACAGCUUCGUUCAUGUUUCUACGCGAAUCGAGUUCCGUCGAUCGUGAAAGUGUUGUUUCGGGAGCGGAUCUCGUCGAUUGUGAAAGCGUUGUUUCAGGAGCGAUCCUCGUCGAUUGCGAAAAUGUUGUUUCGGGAGCGGUUCUCAUCAGUUGUGAAAAUGUUGUUUUGGGAACGAUUCUCAUCGAUUGUGUUGGUGCUGUUCCCGGAGCGGUUCUCGCCAAUUGUGAAAAUGUCGUUUGGGGAGCGGUUCUCGGCAAUUGUGAAAAUGUUGUUUUGGGAACGGUUCUCGUCGAUUGUGAAAAUGUGGUUUCGGGAGCGAUUCUCGUCCAUUGUGGAAAUAUUGUUUCGGAAGCGAUGCUCGACGGGAAAUUUAUCGUUGGUACGUUCAUCGUUGGUUCUGGGGGAUGGUAA
This is a messenger RNA of Adineta steineri, 468 nucleotides long. Lineage: Eukaryota; Metazoa; Rotifera; Eurotatoria; Adinetida; Adinetidae. The record is from the annotation of a GenBank genome assembly.